UUGCCAUGUGCCCACCCAGGCAAGGCUCCUGUGCCUUUAAGGUGGGCUGCUUCCAGGGGUCAAGAGGGGCUCCGUGGUCUUUCAAGGCACAGGCGCCUGGCACAGGGACACCCGUGGACUUGGGGGCUUGGCAGGGCCUCUGCCUGUCUAUAUCUAUCUAUCUAUCUAUCUAUCUAUCUAUCUAUCUAUCUAUCUAUCUAUCUAUCUAUCUAUCUGUCAUACAUGUCAGAUAGAGAAGAUGGCAAACCGAUAAGAUAGACAGACAGAUAGAUGACAGGUAAGAUAAAUAAACCGAUAGGCAAGAUGAUCACUAGAAUAGGAUCUGUGUCUUCCUUGUCACUUGCCUAUCCACCCACCUAUAAAUCUGAUCUAUCUCUCUAUUCAUCAUCUUCUCGCUCUCUCUCUCUCUUCUCCAUCCUUUUUCUCUCAUCUGUUGGGUGACCCUUCACCUGUUGCUGGAUUCCCGCUCCCAGCAUCCCCGGUGGCGAGGACUGCUGGGGUUGUUGCCCCACAACAGCCUUGGCAAGGAAGGGUUAUCUGAUCCCAGGUUUUCUGCUUUAAACUGGAUUAUAUGAGUCUGCACUUCCAGAUAAUCUGGGAUAAACAGAAAACCAGGGUUAAGAUCCUGGGAUAUAGGGCCCACUUUCAGGGCCCUUCCACACAGCCAUACAAUCCAUAAUAUCACGGCAGAUAAUCCCACAAUAUCUGCUUUGAAGUGGGUUAUCUGACUCCACACUGCCAUAUGUUUCAGUUCUAAGCAAAAAAUGUGGGAUUUUAUUCAACUGGCAAAGGCACCUCUGAAGAAAUCUGGCCAAGCAAAAUAGGACUGAAUGUACUUGAAGACACACAAGUGGGGUCUUUGCGCCGGGCCCUGCCAGCGCCCAUGCCCGGCUCGCCAGGCCGCCAUGGCAACGCCAGGCUGCGGCUGAUUUGCAUGCUUUGCCCAGCACAUUGUGGGCAGCAUUUGCAUACCAUUUGCAUGAAGGAGCCGGACAGGGCAGGCUUGCGCUGGAAUAUUGUGCCUGGGGGGGGGGGGGGGAUGCAGAUGCUUUCUGGCUUCCUGGCAUUCAUUCUUUAGAGUUGUUAUUAUUAUUAUUAUUAUUAUUAUUAUUAUUAUUAUUAUUAUUAUUAUAUUUUGCAUGACAGUUCUUCAUCCACUCCUGCCCUUUCUUGUGAUAGCAUGCCAACUUUCUUGCUGUGGGGGACUAAUGCCAAGGUGUCCUAGGCUGUAACUAUUCCAGCUCUUGGCAGGUCUGAAGGGUGCCAAGGUGCUGCUGUCUUGUGCCUCUGGGCCAGUUGGGUUCCUUUGCGCCACAAUGGUCUUUCUUACGUUCCAGGUGCCUUCCAAGGGGGCCAAUGCCAGCCUGCGCAUGGGCUCAGCACCCUGGAGAGGGCCUCUGGUGCCAGCCCAUGCCCACAAUGGCUUCUCCAUCCCACUUGGCACGGGAGGUGUCUGGGCUGCACAGAUCUUUCCCAAGAAGCAGGGCACGCUGGGAAGAAGAGGCGGCAUUUGCAUCCCACCCGGGUGCCAGGCCCCCAUUUGCAUCAUCCGCAUGCAAAUGGCCAUCUUGGCAAGCUGGCCUUGACCUCUUCUUCCUUUUUCUGUCAGGUAUGGAGCUGCGGAGGGGGUCUCUUCAGGCGGCACCAGGGCUGCCCAGGAAGCAGGUACAGUGCCGCCCCAAGCAGCCCACCGACUGACUGACUGAAUGCCCGCACCGGUUGGCACGGCUUCAAGGAGAAGCUCCUCUGGCAGAGCAACAUGGCCGGGGCUGCGGGGCCUCUUCCUCAGGAGCCACUCACCUUUGAGGACGUGGCCAUUGCCUUUGCCCCCAAGGAGUGGGCGCAGCUGGUGGGUUGGCAGAAGGCGCUCUACCACGAGGUGAUGCGGGACAACUACGAGACCCUCCGCUCUUUAGAGCUCGUGGAGCACAAGCCGGAGAUCCUCCUGCGGAUGGAGCGGGGAGAGGCGCCCUGGGCCGGCGGAGGCCAGGAGGCCAAGGGCAGCGAGGCCUCGACCCCAGACUGCCUGGGGCUGGCCCAGGUCCAGAUCAAGACGGAAUCCAACCUGGAAGAAAACCCCGCUGGACUGCCAUGCCAUGCUGGAGACCAGAAGGCUUCGAAGGGCAGCAGGGAGGGUGGCACCCUUGGCACGUUGUCCCCUUGGCCUGAGCUCAAUGCCGGCGGAGUGCCUGCCUUGGGGCAAUGGCCAAGCCAGCUCUGGUGGCCCAACGGUGCCAUGGUGGGCAGGCAAGCGGCCCCGGUGACCUUCCAAGCCAGGAGUGCCUUCUGGCCCACCGAGAGCGCCCCAGAGGAGAUGCGUCUGAUUUGCACCCGCUGCCAGAAAUGCUUCCCUGCCCGUCCUGCGGGGGUGGAGGGUGCUGCACAGCUCUGCCCCAAGUGUGAAAGGGGCCCCACGAAGGCUCCACCCUGUUCCUGUGCCCACUGCUUGCCACCCCGGCCGAGACCCCCCAGGGAGGAGCGGCCCUACAAGUGUGCCAAGUGCGAGCGCGGCUUCCGCUUUGUGCACGAAUACACCUGGCACCAGAAGGUCCACGCCGGGGAGAAGAGCUACAAGUGCGGGGCCUGCCAGAAGGUCUUCCGCCACAAGCAGGAGCUGAGCUGGCACCAGCGGGCGCACGCGGCCGAGUGGCCCCACCAGUGUGCCGCCUGCCAGAAGCACUUCCGCUUCAAGCAGGAGCUGGCCUGGCACCUUAAGAGCCACGCGGCCGAGCGGCCCUACAAGUGCCCCGAGUGCGAGAAGAGCUUCCGCUUCAAACAGGAGUUCAUGUGGCACCAGCGGGCACACGUGGGCGACCAGCCCUACAAGUGUCCCGAGUGCGAGAAGAGCUUCCGCUUCAAGCAGGAGUUCACCUGGCACCAGCGCAGCCACGCGGGAGAGAAGAGCUACAAGUGCCCCGGCUGCGACAAGAGCUUCCGCUACAAGCAGGAGUUUGUGUGGCACCAGCGCAUCCACACCGGGGAGCAGCCCUACCCGUGCGCCUCCUGCAGCGCCACCUUCACCUGCCGCCAGGAGUACAUGCGCCACCAGCGCCUCCACGACGGCGAGAAGCCCUACCAGUGUCCCCACUGCGAGAAGACCUUCCGCCGGGGCUCCACCCUCAUCCGCCACCGCCGCCUCCAUGCGGGCGAGGGGCCCCUCAAGUGCGCCCACUGCGAGCGCACCUUUGGCCAGAGCACCCACCUCGCCAAGCACCAGCGGAUGCACGCGCUGAAGGGCAGCUCCGGGGAGGGGGCCAUGGCGGCCGUGUGGGGCCCCUGUUUGCCAGCGUCGGGGGCAGCGCUCCCCCCGGAAGGCAUGAACAUCCUGAGCUUGAAGACCGUCUCGGUGGGCGCCCUGCUCUUGCUCAACCUCCAGGACCCAAAAGUGGGCAAAGGGCCGACUGGCACUGCCUGGCAAGCGCCGAUGUAAAUCCAAACUGGGAGCUGGAGGGUGGUUGGCAGAGUGGCACAAAUUCAGUCAUGUGGGCAGUUGGUUUCUCCCCUGGCAGGACCAUGCCAGUCUUUGGCAAGAGUGGGGACCUGGCACUGUCCCAUGUUUUGAUGCCAGGCAGUUAGAGAGAGCGGGACAGCUUAGUUCCACCGACUUUUGCCUGGGUUUGUGCCACAGGUGGGCACUGGUAGGGUCUUCCAGAGUGGGGCGGGUAUAAACCAGCCUCAUUCUUCAUCCUGGGUUCCUAUACCAGCAGCGGGUUCAACUAGAUGGCCCAUGGUGCCCCUUCCAAUACCAUGUUGAAUCCAGAAGCCCUUUGGUUUCCUGCAUUUCCGUGACAUUUCUCCGGGUUGCCAUCUUCCUAUAUAUUCUCCUUGUGUCAUGAAAUAUGCAAUGCUUUUUAAUGUCAGCGGAGCAACAACAACAACAAGAUACAGACUUUCUCAAGCUCAUCUCUCUUUGGAGCUGGAGAGCCAGCCUUGAGCUCUCCAUGGUGCUGAAGCCUAGCCAUUCCCUAGGACUCAGCCCUUCCUGCACCUCUGGGCCAGGAAUUGGCCACUCUGCAGACAUGCACUUGGGCCAAAGACAAGGCGGUGAUUUCCCACUUCUGAUGUAACUGUAUCCGCAAGCGGCCCAGGCAGAGAACUGCAUUUUCUGGUUUUCUUAUUCGCCUGUUAAAGUGCCUAGGGCAGUCCUGAGACCUGUAUUCAUAUUUUGCAAAUAUAUAUCUAUAUAUCUCUAUAUUAAAAAAACACCUGCACAUGC
Anolis carolinensis (green anole) is the source of this 4216-nucleotide messenger RNA. RefSeq names its product zinc finger protein 485. Gene Ontology annotation, biological process: regulation of DNA-templated transcription. The transcript has 4 exons. The coding region runs from base 1760 to 3430 and encodes 556 amino acids. NCBI's taxonomy places the organism in Eukaryota, Metazoa, Chordata, Lepidosauria, Squamata, Anolidae. The record is from RefSeq and is a predicted model, not a curated record.